UCUUACUUGUCUUUGUGUGUUAUUACGUGUCUUUGUGUUUUAUUAUGUGCCGUGUUUUCUUGUCUUUGUGCUUUCUUACUUGUCAUGUGUUUUGUACUUGUCAUCGUGUUCUCUUAUUGACCACUGAGUUGUGUAACAUGUCGCAGUGUUUUGUGUACUUCACAGCCACCAUUCCUCUCUCAACCAUAGAAAACGCAGCUAGAAGCAGUUUCACUUCUCUCUCGUCACUUUGACCCAUGAACACAUUUGGUCUCCUCUCUCCUGUCUCUUGUCUCUUGUCUCUUCUCUCUUCUCUCCUGUCUCCUCUCACUGAGACUCAUACAGAGGCUGCAGAUGUGAGCAGCAGCUACGUGCUGGUGUCACGCUGCUCGUGAUUGGCGGCUGAGUGUGUGAGUGUUAGUGUGUGUGUGUGAGAAACCAGUAGCAGGUUCCCAGACACACACACACACACGGUCUCCCUCGGCAGAGACAGGGGAAACCAGCUCUCCUCCCGCGGCUCACACACACCAGCUCCUGUCGCGGAAACAAAGUGCAGUGGACGCGAUGUUGAGGGAGACAUGUUCCCGCUGACGGAGACAACAACACGGAACAACUGUGACAGCGGCCGCGGCUGGAGAGAUUAACCCCGGGAUCCGAGCUCCACACGUGGACACCGCCGCGGAGACACCUCGUGAAGAUCGGCUCUCGUUCCCCCCCAGCUUGACCUUCUCGCCACCUGGUCCACUCCUCACGCCCACUCGAGAGAUGAGCGCCAAGUCGGCCAUCAACAAGGAGGUGUUCCUACCUCACGACGAGAAGAUGCUCGUUGCUGUGCAGGUGAAGCGCAGGACCAAGAAGAAGAUCCCCUUCCUGGCCACCGGCGGUCAGGGAGACUACAUGACCUUCAUCUGCCUCUCAGUGACGAAUAAGAAACCUUCCCACUUAUCCAUCACCAAGGUGAAGCAGUUUCAAGGAUCCUCUGCGUUCAUAAAAAGGUCACAGUGGACGAUUGACCAGCUACGGCAGGUCAACGGCAUCGACCCCAACAAAGACUGUCCUGAGUUUGACAUGAUGUUUGAAAAUGCCUUCGACCAGUGGGUGGCCGGCUCAGCGGGAGAGAAGUGCACCUUCAUCCAGAUCCUCCACCACACCUGCCAGCGCUACUGCUCGGCAGGGAAACCAGAGUUCAUCAACUGUCAGUCCAAACUGCUGGGGGAAGACCGAGCUGUAGAUUCAGUCAUUUUCCGUUGCAAGGUCUAUUUGAACAGAAAGAGGAAAGAAUUUGUUUCCCGCAACGGGCACCUGCUAAGACAAGGUAACAGUAUACUCCACUCAGCCGCGGACACCGUGACGAGUGCUGUGCAGAAAGCCAGCCAGGCCCUGAAUGAGCGCGGUGAGCGAUUGGGCCGGACCGAGGAGAGGACCGCGGACAUGAUGAACAGUGCCGAACAGUUUUCUGUCACUGCACACAAGCUUGCCAUGAAGCACAAGUGUUAGACCACUGCCAAAUCCAACUGGGCUGGGUGGGGUUUCACCUAUCGCCAGUCGCUGUACAGAAGAAGGAUUCCAAAUUUUAUUCUUUUUAAAAAUCUUUAAUAUUAUUAGUAUUUGUUAACAAUGUUAACAUUUGAAUGUUUUGGGGGGUUAUUGUGCUCCGGUGUGUCCUCUGGGGACCAUGCAUCGAUCGGAGGGCGGGACGAGACGUGUACAAUGCUCCUUCAGUCUGUCAACAGAACGCUUAAUGCUUUGGUUCAAACUUUAUUUGAUAACUACUGUCGUCCAACCCCCCCCCCCCACACACACACCAGUUUUCAUGUGCUCAGACACUGAUGUGUGUUCACGUGCCAAGUCAUUAUCCAACGAACAAUAGCUUUGUCUUUGCAGAUUAUCCAAUGUUAACAGUUAUUUAUGAGCCCUGCCGUGUUUGAGCAGUAGCUUUGUGAUUCAGGAGUGUGUGCUGACACAACACAUACCAGACAAUGGCCGACAUUUUCUGAUCUGAUGUUUACUUUGCACCCAGAUAAUUAUUGUUUAAAACAUUCAUAAGAGAAACACGUCCGUCUGUUUCACCAAAUCCAAAAGUGUUUAAUUUUCACUCUUCUGGUCGUUUUUUUAAUGUCAAUGAUUUCAAAUUCUAUUACAACAGUAUUCGUCCAAAUGUUUUCAAGCUUUUCACAAACUGCACACGACGCUGAAUGAGGUGUUUCUGAUGACAUAAUAUAGAACAGGAUUGAAAUGUGUGGGUCUCUGUUCACAAAAAAAACAACCAAAACAACAUGGAAUACCGAUCGCCAACAUUUUUGGAAGUGUACUUGAAGAACUAAUUUUCUGAUUAAGCUUUUUACAUUAUGAUAAUUUAAGUUAAGUGAGGGGAUUUCAGUAAACCAGCUUCUGCGUUAUAAAAAGCUAAAACAUGUGAUUCUUCUCGUACUAUUAUCUCAGUGUCCGUAGAGCUAAGACGUCCCAUAAACAUGGGGCGUUUUGAAAUUACUCCUGGCUGUAUUUCCACUUUAAACAUCUGUUAGUCAUCUCUUGUGCUUUCUGUAUAAUUUGGAUUGAAUAAUAUUCAUAAUAAUGAUGUUUGUACUGAUAGAUAAAGGACUAACUGUCCCAAAUAGCAGCAGCAGCAGCAGCAGUGUUUAAUAGUUUAUUUUUCUGUGCCGGCGUCACACUUGCCUGUACCUUCGGCUUCCUCACUGGCAAGAUAUCACCCUCAACAAUGUAUUUGAUUCUUUUUUUAUAUAAUUUGAAUUUUAUAAUUCAUGAUGUUACUAUACACAGACAACCUUUAUCUUGCAGAGCACUGUUGAGUUCAUAAUGAAACGUUCCAGUUGCCUAACUCUUUGUGUGCUUUUAUUCCUCUCUCUAACACUUUGGAUGUUUAUUGUUUUAAUAAAAAAAGACAUAAAAAUGAA
Pleuronectes platessa (European plaice) is the source of this 2894-nucleotide messenger RNA. It is a transcript of the gene stxbp6, whose product is annotated as syntaxin binding protein 6 (amisyn). Gene Ontology annotation, molecular function: phosphatidylinositol-4,5-bisphosphate binding. Bases 745 to 1476 code for a protein of 243 amino acids. The record is from RefSeq and is a predicted model, not a curated record. The transcript has 7 exons. Gene Ontology annotation, biological process: exocytosis; Golgi to plasma membrane transport; regulation of SNARE complex assembly. Gene Ontology annotation, cellular component: plasma membrane; exocyst. NCBI's taxonomy places the organism in Eukaryota, Metazoa, Chordata, Actinopteri, Pleuronectiformes, Pleuronectidae.